AAAAAGGAAUUAAAGUUUUAGUGAAGUAACGGUUAAAUUUUAAUAAACUGAAAUUUAUUGAAAAUUUUGCAGGUGUAAUGAUUGGUUUCUAAUAAGAAUAAACCGCGAAAGAUCACCGUUUCUUUUUUUAUUUGGCAAUUUGGCCAGUUUAAUAUAGUAAAAUAAUUCUUUAGUUGUGAAUAUAGAUAUGAAGGAAAGUAUAAAACAGGAAUCCACGGAGAAAAUUUCUGGAAUUUUAAGAUCGAAUACUGUGUCUCGAUCUCGAGUACAAUCGAUAUCAUUGUCGAUGCAGCCUUCUCUGCAAGUGGCAGUUACUUCUCUGCAAUCAUCAAUUGAACGAUCAGUUACCUUUGUCAUCACCGAGGACGAAGUUAAGCAGAGGGAAAGUUGCUCAAAUCAAGCGAGGGAAGAAGAGAGAAACGCCAUUGACGUGAAAAACUACACCGAUAUGCAGAGAGUCUCUAUAGCUGAGGAAGAGGCCAACGAGGAUGAAUAUUCUGCUUCAGCAUGUGAGAUCAUGCAACGACGGAGUUCUAGUCGGCGACAAAGCAGACGGAGACGUCGUCCAUCCUCUCCCUUCAACGCCGAGGCUGAAGCCAUGCUACGUCGAAGAUCUUCCGUUUACACUAUAAGUUCCGGAGAAACGGUGAUCUCCAUUGAAGAAAGUGGAAGUCAAGAACAGAUAUUUGAAAAGUUGAAAAUGCACAAAGAAGUGUUGAGUGGAGUGAAGCAACAAGCUUGGCCACUUCGUCGGAAGAUUAAAUUAGUACGACAAGCAAAAUCCUACGUUAGAAGACACGAGGGAGUUCUUCAGGAAAGACUGGCUCACACUCGCAGCACGAAAGACGUUAUUGCUCGGAUUUCCCUGUUUAUUACAAAGAAAUGGCAAUACUGUCGGAGAGAGAUGGUUAACCUUCAAACAUGGUUGGUGCCAUGGGAACUUCGUAUAAAGGAAAUCGAAUCACACUUUGGUUCAGCAGUGGCUUCGUAUUUUACCUUUCUUCGUUGGUUGUUUUGGAUUAACCUUGUCAUGACAGUUAUUCUUACUGCUUUCGUGGCCAUUCCUGAGAUGCUCACAGCAGACCAGGCAGCAGCAGGGGAGCGGAAGAUAAUGCCCGAGGAGGAGAAGAUAAAAUCGAAGCACUUAUUAACUCUGUGGGAAUUCGAGGGCAUCCUAAGGUACUCACCGUUCUUUUAUGGCUGGUACACAAAUCAAGAUUCUGGAAGCGGUUACAGAUUACCUCUAGCUUAUUUCGUCACCAAUUUGGUCAUUUAUAUCUACAGUUUCGUCGCCAUAUUACGCAAAAUGGCAAAAAAUUCACGAUUGAGCAAACUCACGGAGAAAGACGACGAGUGCGUGUUUUCUUGGAAGUUAUUCACUGGAUGGGACUUCAUGAUUGGGAAUACUGAAACUGCACACAAUAGGACGGCGAGCAUCGUUCUUGGAUUUAAAGAAGCUUUGUUAGAGGAAGCUGAAAAAGAAAAAGAUGAAAGGAAUUGGAGAAUUAUAUCAAUGAGGAUCUUCGUAAACACAUCUGUGAUUGCAUUAUUCGGAUUGUCAGCGUAUGCCGUGGUAAAAGUGGUCGUACGAAGUUCUGAGGAACUCGAACAGACCAAUUGGUGGCGUCAAAACGAAAUUACGGUCGUACUGUCCUUGAUCACAUACGUGUUCCCGUCGUUCUUUGAGAUAUUGGGACUACUGGAGAGCUAUCAUCCUAGGAAACAGCUGCGUUUGCAGCUUGCACGAAUAAUGGUUCUCAAUUUAUUGAAUUUUUAUUCACUAAUAUUCGCAUUGUUUGAGAAGAUCCAUUCAAUGAAGCAAGAUUUAGAAUAUGUUCAGGAAACAAUUAAGAAUUGCAAAUACAUAUCUAUCGAAUGUGAUGAUAGUAUGAAGAAAUCACAACAGGUCGUGACAUUAGCAUCCUUAAGUUUAAUCUUGGCAAACAAUGUCACUGCAAUGCAGUAUAGAAGUGAACUUCCUGAAACGACACUGCCACCGUUUUCAUUCAUACCCGCGAGUCUGUAUCUGAACCCGAUACUCGAUGAAAAAUCCCUGGAAGAAAUAUACAAUGUCGGAGAUUAUCCUCCUCUGGAUUAUACAUACGAUAAUUACGACGAUAUUACAUCAAACGAACUGAACAAAUCUGCAUCCAUUUCCACUAAAGAUAUAACUGAAGAGACAGAGUUUACAACGCAAAUGUUUGAACAAAAUGAUAUAUUUGAAGCAACCACCAUUUUCACUAUCUUCGAAAAUCUCACAGAAAUUUCUUUUACAAAUUUUACUGAAGAAACUGAUAGUUCUUCUAUGACUAGUAUUUUCUUCAACGAAUCUACAGCUUAUAGCGAAACAAUUGAAGAAAGCGAUUAUAAUAUAAGUACAAGUACAAAUACUAUUUCUAGUAUCAUUACUGAAGAUUACAAUGAAACUUUUCCCACGAAGACAAAAGAAUUUAUCACAUUAUCAUCUAUGUCAUCACAAAUAAAUGAUACAUCUGAGUAUUCUGUAAUUACAACAUUGAAUACAAACACUGAACAUUCGAUGAACACGAUUACAUUUAAUAGAGAAUCUAGUACAGAAAAUACUAAUAAAAUUUCCACUAUCGAUCGUUCCUCGACAACGUUGCGUGAAGGUGUAAUACCUCUCUCAGAGAAGGAUUACGUCACAAAAUGUUUUGAGAAGAUUUGCACAACAACUACACAGAAUACAACCUCUUCACCGAAUCCGUUAGACGUAAAAGCUCGGAAAAAGCCUCGUCGUUUGUGCUGGGAAACGAUGUUUGGUCAAGAACUUGCUAAGCUCACCGUCAUGGACUUGAUACUCAGCAUUGUGACCACGCUUAGUAUAGAUUUCUUCCGUGCAGUUUUUGUACGAUACAUGAAUAAUUGUUGGUGUUGGGACCUAGAAAAGCAAUUUCCUCAGUAUGGUGAUUUCAAGAUUGCUGAAAAUAUACUUCAUUUGGUAAAUAAUCAAGGAAUUAUUUGGAUGGGGAUGUUCUUCAGCCCAGGAUUAACAGCCCUGAAUCUUCUAAAACUUGGAAUUCUUAUGUAUUUAAGAUCCUGGGCUGUUCUUACCUGUAAUGUGCCGCAUGAAGUAGUUUUUCGAGCCUCUAGGUCCAAUAACUUUUACUAUGCUCUGUUGUUAGCCAUGUUAUGUUUAUAUAUUCUACCUGUUGGCUAUGCCAUAGUUUGGGUUAAACCAUCCUGGGAUUGUGGUCCAUUCUCUGGUUACGAGAAAAUUUACCAGUUAGCAACUAAACAGCUCACUAAAUCUCUUCCUGAUCCAAUUAACAAGUGCCUUGAUUACAUUACUUCACCUGGCAUAAUAAUUCCACUAAUUGUUCUUAUGGUACUCAUUAUUUAUUACAUGGUCUCAUUAACUAACUCUUUAAGAGAAGCUAAUGAUGAUUUAAAGAUACAACUGCGUCAUGAACGUACUGAGGAACGACGGAAAUUAUUUAAAAUAGUGAAGAAAAGAGAAGAACUGUCUGACUCGUCCUUUCUGAAAUGGAAAAGAAUGUUACCAGCUUUAUCUAAGAGAUCGGCAAAAACAAGAACUGCAAAAGUUAUAGAUAAACCAGAAGUUGCAGGAAUGGUCUUCGAUGAAAGGAAACGUUCAGCUUCGGAAGUGGUAGAGUUAACAGAUAUGGAACAGGAUACGAUAUCACACGAUUAGACGCAACAUACAAUUUCUGAAAGCAGUUACAAUGAAAAAGGAACAAUUAAUACCAGAUUGAUGAAAGUUUUCCACGAUUCUUGGGAAUCACAAUUCAGUGACUGUGCUGUAAUACCAGAGAUUCGCAUAAACAAGGUGGAGGGGAAGUCAGAGUGUCAUUCUUGAUCAGCUUCUAGAAAAGAUCACAAUGUACAUAAAACUAACUAAAUAAAAAAC
Bombus impatiens (common eastern bumble bee) is the source of this 3889-nucleotide messenger RNA. RefSeq names its product transmembrane channel-like protein 1. NCBI's taxonomy places the organism in Eukaryota, Metazoa, Arthropoda, Insecta, Hymenoptera, Apidae. Gene Ontology annotation, molecular function: mechanosensitive monoatomic ion channel activity. Gene Ontology annotation, cellular component: plasma membrane. The coding region runs from base 188 to 3673 and encodes 1161 amino acids. The record is from RefSeq and is a predicted model, not a curated record. The transcript has 18 exons.